GAGGGACGCGAGACGAGGGGAAGACCGGAGGAGCAAGAUAAAAGCUGAGAAAUGACUGCGCCAAAAAGGGCGAAUAAAGAUGGAUCCAUAAACAGGCGCGUCAACAUCAUGUACCGUUCAGUCCGGUGUUUUCAAACAGGCUCGAGCGUGUGCAGCAACAUAUGAAAAACCUCCCCGAUAAAGUGUGAGUAGGAACUUGUGGGAAGAGCGCUAUGUCGUCUCCCGGAAUGGGCACGCCGAGCGACCCCCUGUUGUCCAGUCCUGUAGGGGGGAAUUUCGGGACCACCCAGGAUGCCACUUGGAGGCCGACUCUGUCCAAGACGUCCAGUUUCCCAACGUCCACCACACAGCACCUCAGUCACAGAGCAAACAACUUUCAAAGGCACCCAAAGCGACGGAAACUGAUCAGACCAUCUCCACCUCCACCGCCGAACACUCCGUGUCCUCUGGAACAGCUGGAUCUGAGCGAGCUGCCUCCAAGACGCACUUUCCCUGAGCUUCUGUUCAACGGGUGCAUUUUGUUUGGUAUCGAGUUCAGUUACGCAAUGGAAACGGCGUAUGUCACACCUGUGCUUCUGCAAAUGGGGCUGCCCGACCAGUUCUACAGUCUUGUAUGGUUCAUCAGUCCCAUUUUAGGAUUCCUACUACAACCAAUCCUUGGGGCGUGGAGUGACAGAUGUACCUCUCGCUUUGGCCGCAGGAGACCGUUUAUCUUUGCUUUGGCGAUAGGGGCUCUGCUGGGCCUAACGCUAGUACUGAAUGGAAGGGACAUUGGAUCAGCAGUGGCAGACACCUCUGUCGAUCACAGGUGGGGCAUCGUGCUGACAAUAUGCGGAGUGGUUCUGAUGGACUUCAGUGCGGACUCCGCUGAUAACCCCAGUCAUGCGUACAUGAUGGAUGUGUGUAGCCCAGAGGACCAAGACCGAGGACUUAAUAUACAUGCUCUUCUAGCAGGUCUUGGAGGUGGUUUUGGCUACAUUGUGGGUGGCAUCAACUGGGACCAAACUGAGUUUGGAAAGUCAAUGGGUGGCCAGCUCCGGGUCAUAUAUCUGUUCACCAGCAUCACUCUCGCCACCGCCACAGCCAUGACUCUCACAAGUAUACCUGAGCGACCUUUGCCCCAGUCCCAGCCUCAAUCGAGAAGCAACCGAAACCUCAAGAGCCCCAAUCUUCCGCUACCGCCCUCCCCACCUCCUCCACCUGGAGCAGCUGCAGACCAAGAUGACGAAGAUGAUGAGAAAGCGCUAUACAGCAGCCAGUUCUCCAACUGCCAUUACCAAGAUCCAUUGGGUCGAUCGAACAGCGCCAAUGCACGACUCUAUGCAGGCCUUACCAGUCCCAUCACGCCUCUGAGUCCUUUGACGCCCAAAUACGGCACCUUUAUCAGUCGCGACAACUCGCUCACGGGCAUCAACGAGUUUGCUUCCUCCUUAGGUACCUCCUACAUAGACAGAGUGUUGAUUGAAUGCUACACUGGACAGCAGACUCCUCAGCAACUAGAGCCAGAGGCGAUAGCCCUACCUCUGCCGCCAGGGGACAUACCCCCUCCUCAAGGGCAUCAACCAAUUGAAUCGCUUGAGGCUGUACAGCAAAACAAAUUCUCACAGCAUAAUGGAGAGCUGUUACCAACUGAAGAGUUGCAAGCUAAUGAGCAAAAGCAAGCCAUUGAACCUCCACGCCAGCUUAAUGAGGGUCAGCAGGCUGCCUCGGGGUCGCAGCAAGACACCUCAGGGAUACUGAAGCGCCCCCAGAGUCUGGCCUUAAUGGAAGACCCGCUAAUUGCCCCAAGCAGUGGCUUGGAGAACGGUCGGAGACGCACUGUCACCUUCAGUCAACAGGUGGCAAAUAUAUUGCUGAAUGGAAUGCGCUAUGACAGUGAUCUCAGUGGCAACAGUGAAACUGUAGACAAUCAAAUGUCAAUGAAGCUUCUCUGUACCGCCAUCUGCAGGAUGCCUCCGUGUUUACGAAGUUUGUGCACCAACCAUUUCCUGGGCUGGUUAUCAUUUGAAGGGAUGCUGCUCUUCUACACUGACUUUAUGGGGGAGGUGGUGUUUGGGGGAGACCCAAAAGCCCCCCAUGAUUCUGAGGCGUACCAGCUCUACAAUGCUGGCGUCAGUAUGGGCUGCUGGGGGAUGUGCAUCUAUGCAUUCAGUGCUGCUUUUUAUUCAGCCAUUCUUGAGAAACUGGAGGAGCGGUUCUCUUUGCGUUCUCUGUAUUUUUUUGCGUACUUGGCCUUUGGAUUGGGCACAGGACUUGCCACGCUCUCCACCAACCUAUAUGUGGUGCUGUCGCUUUGUGUCACCUAUGGAGUUCUCUUCUCUUCUCUCUGCACGCUGCCUUACUCGCUGCUCUGUGAAUACUACCAGAGCCCUCAGUUCUGUGGCUCAUCAGAGGACGGGACCAGGCGUGGUAUGGGGGUGGACAUCUCUCUGCUUAGCUGCCAGUACUUCCUGGCACAGAUCCUGGUUUCUGUGGCGAUGGGCCCACUGACAUCGCUGGUGGGUGGGGCCCAGGGCGUGAUGUACUUUUCAAGUCUGAUGUCAUUUGUGGGUUGCCUGUACUCCUCACUUUGCGUGGAGUACCAGCUGCCACCACCCGAGGGUGAGCCUUCCCAAAGGGAGACCCAGCCACUACUGGUGCACAUCUAGAUCUGUUUUCUCACACUGUACACACGUAUAGAAAGGGUCCAAAAUUCGCACUAAAAAAAAUGGGAUGUGGCCCAUUUUUUUUACGAAUUGCAACAUAACGCAUGGUUUUAUUGGGAGGUAUGAACGAUAGUUUCAAACCAAAUACAUGCAUGAUCUUACAUCGAUUAUGCUUAAUAAACCGACAACGAGCAUGUUUACAGGCACAGCAAUACUGUGGUAACUAUCAAAAAUCUGCCUUUUUUUAACGACAACGCAAGAAACCAGCAUUUACAUGAGAUUUUCAAGAAUUCUCUGCUUUUGACAGCAAAAAUGCUUUUGUACUUGGCAAAUAUCUACACGUGCCGAUCGUUUCUUCUUAAAUGGUUUAUGACCUUAUGAUAAAGGAAAUGACAUGACCUGAUAUGUUGUCGGCCUAUUAAGUAUAAUCGGUGUAAGGUCAUACAUGUGUAAACGUGCUCAAAGUGUGGUCAUGUAAAUGCCUUAAAGAGCACAUAUUAUGGUUUUUAAACAUGUCUAAUUUUGUUUCAAAGGUCUCAUACAAUAGAUUUACAUGCAUCCAAGGUCAAAAAACACUUUCAUUUGCUCAUAAUUUAAAUUGCAGCAUUACCUUUUUCCCCCAGUGUCAAAAACGACUCGUUCAAUGAUCCGUUCAAAAGGAUUCAUUCUAAACUCCUCCUUUCAGAGAGCCUACUCUGCUCUGAUUGGUCAGAUGUCCCAGUUUGUUGUGAUUGGUCUACCGCUUAGUGUAGUGUUUGAGGGCGGGUCAAAGCUGUUCACGAGCAGCCAGUGAAGACCAGAGGCGGGUUUUUUGUUACCAAAUUACGUAGGCUAGUGCAGGAAGUAAGUCUGGAUCUACUAACGACUCGUUUCAAGUGUUCAGAAUCGGUUCUUUCUUUUGGGAGUCAGUAACUCCAUUUGUCGUGCACUUUGAUUUUUGAAACUUUGCAGACUUUUUUACAUUCACAAACAGCUAUAUAACACACUACAUGAAAUGUAAUAUUUGAAAAACCAUAAUAGGUGCUCUUUAAACACGUUCCUUAUUCAGGGUAAGGUCAUAAACUAAGUAAAAACUGAUCGGUAGUUAUAGUUUUUUGAAAAAAAAAUCCCACCACCCUGAUUUUACAUUGCAUGUAAACCUCUUUACCACCGUUCUUAUCAGCUUAUCCAAUGCGUGCAAGUGUUGUGCGCAUUACUGUUUACGUUUUGACGUCAAAUGGAGAGAAUUAUCAGAUGAUUUCAAGUCUCAUGCAAACACCGUUUUCUUGCGUUGUCUGAUUUUUUGAAUAAGCUGAUUUAUGCUGAUAACUCAAAUCAGCUUAUUUAAAAUUUCUUCAACAACCCAUCGGGAAAUCAUCAGGUUAUGCUGUGCUUUUGAUGUCAAAGCGCAAACAGUUAUGCACACAACACUUAAACGCAUUGGAUAAGCAGGAAAGAAUGGCAAUAAAGGUGUUUACAUGCAACAACAAAAUUGUGGUACUUGGCAAAAAUCUAUGCAUGCCAAUUGUUCUCUUAAACUGUUUAUGACCUCACCCCGAUAAAGGAAAUGACAUGACCUGAUACGUUGUUGGCCUAUUAAGUAUAAUCAGUGUAAGGCUGUGCAUGUAAACAUGCUCAAAGUGUAGUCAUGUAAAUACCUUAAACACGUUCCUUAUUCAGUGUAAGGUCAUAAACAGUUUAAGUAUUAAUUGAUCGGCUCAUUGCCCUGAUUUAGCAUGAUAUGUAAACCCCUUUACCAUAGUUCUUACUGCCUUUUCCAAUGCGUACAAAUGUGCGCAUGACAGUUCGUGUUUUGACAUAAAAAAGGAGAGAAUAACCUGAUUAUUUCAAAUCUCAUGUAAAAAUGGUUUUCUUGUGUUGUCGGAUUUUUAAAUAAGCUGAUUUACGCAUACUAUCUAAAAUCAGCUUAUAUAAAAUUUCUUCGACAACACAUCGGGAAAUCAUCAGGUUAUGCUGUGCUUUGACGUCAAAGCACAAACAGUCAUGUGUGCACAUACGAUAAGCCGGUAAGAACGGCGGUAAAGGUGUUUACAUGCUAAAUGAAAUCGGGGAGAAUGGGCAUAAAUCUACAUGUGCCAAUCAGUUUUUGCUCUAACCGUUAGACCUUACGAUAAAGGAAAGUCAUUUAAACCGUUUACAUGACCAUACAUGUAUUUGGCUUAUUAAGAAUAAUCGGUGUAAGAUCGUGCAUGUAAACGUGCUCAAUGAGAUUCAGAUAAACGACUUUUACCAAAGUGGAACAUUUACCAUUAGACGUUUAUAAGAAGGGCUUUUCUUUUAUUGUCAUAACUCCAAAUCUCCACAUAAAAAACAUAUUUUACCAAAACGAACAUUUUAACAAAAUCAUGACGUUUUUGUUGUCGCAGUCUUACUGGUAAAUGACACAAUGAUCUGCACUUUUUGCCACAAAUAUGCAACGGAGAAACAGCUAGUAAAUCCUUUGUCAAAAGGACAAAAAAAAUUAUACAUAGAGUAGGGUCUGAAAGACUGAAACCAUGUUGAAAAUCUGGAAUUUUUUUAUUUAUUUAAACCUGUAAAUCAAAAAAUAAAUAAAAAUGUUAUGGUUUUAAACAUUUUAACGAAACACUUUCUAUUUCAAUAAUGUAUGCACAUUUGUGACAUUGAGUAUGUUAACAGCUCUUUGGAAUGUUCUCAAAUAAUGCUAGAAUAACACUGAUCAUCAGGUUAAUAAAAAAAAGGGGGGGGGGGGGGGGGGACACCAAAUAGGAGAUCUAAAAUUCAUGUACAUUUUUUAAACUCAUCUUACAUAUAACAAAUAAUGCCAAAUAGAAACUUUUUCACUAGUAGUCUCUGCCUUUUAGACUUUAACUGAAACAAUUUUCUCAAUUCCCCAGCCAUUGGAAGAUGUAGCAAAAAGUUAAUUUUGGACCCUGUACACACACACACACACACACACACAAACAGUGCAGACUCCUUCCACUUGCUUCAGAUAAACC
Messenger RNA from Myxocyprinus asiaticus (Chinese sucker), 5602 nucleotides. RefSeq names its product proton-associated sugar transporter A-like. Gene Ontology annotation, cellular component: membrane. The transcript is spliced from 9 exons. NCBI's taxonomy places the organism in Eukaryota, Metazoa, Chordata, Actinopteri, Cypriniformes, Catostomidae. Gene Ontology annotation, biological process: transmembrane transport. Gene Ontology annotation, molecular function: sucrose:proton symporter activity. The coding region runs from base 213 to 2648 and encodes 811 amino acids. The record is from RefSeq and is a predicted model, not a curated record.